ACACACCAGCUUUCCGGGCCUGACGCGACCCUCGUCUCAGGCCCCUCGGAGUCGUACAGCCGCCCAGCCCCGCACCUGCGACGUGGCAGUCCAUAGUGGAGCCUCCUUGCCUCGGUAGGUCCAGAUGUCCCUGUGUCCGGGCUGCCCCAGCAUUAGGCGACCCCGGGACCCUGUGAUUGGCGCCUGUGCCUGCUGACGGUGACGGAGGAGCCCCCCUAGGGACUUGGGCAUUGCUUGUGCUUGGUGUCUGUCCUUCGUGCUCCUUUCGGGCAAGGAUCUUGCAUUAGUCUUUAUCUCUUCACAUGAUACCUGGCAUUCAGUAAAUGUUUGUUGAAUUUGAAGAGACAUAUGGGCAAUGAAUCUGGAAGGAUACUGGGGAGAGAUACCAAUCUCAUCAAGCCAGACAAACAGAAGUUCCUUUGACUUGCUCCCUCGGGAGUUCCGACUGGUAGAAGUCCAUGACCCACCCCUGCACCAACCCUCAGCCAACAAGCCCAAGCCCCCCACUAUGUUGGAUAUCCCCUCAGAGCCAUGCAGCCUCACCAUCCAUACCAUUCAGCUGAUCCAGCACAACCGACGUCUGCGUAACCUCAUUGCCACAGCUCAGGCCCAGAAUCAGCAACAGACAGAAGGUGUAAAGACUGAAGAGAGUGAGCCUCUUCCGUCCUGCCCUGGGUCACCUCCUCUUCCUGAUGACCUCCUUCCUUUAGAUUGUAAGAAUCCCAGCGCCCCAUUCCACAUCCGGCACAGUGACCCAGAGAGUGACUUUUAUCGUGGGAAAGGGGAGCCUGUGACUGAACUCAGCUGGCACUCCUGCCGGCAGCUCCUCUACCAGGCAGUGGCCACAAUCCUAGCCCACGCAGGCUUUGAGUGUGCUAACGAAAGUGUCCUGGAGACCCUAACUGAUGUGGCACACGAGUAUUGUCUUAAGUUCACCAAGUUGCUGCGCUUUGCUGUGGAUCAGGAGGCCCGGCUGGGGCAGACUCCCUUCCCCGACGUGAUGGAGCAGGUUUUCCAUGAAGUGGGCAUUGGCAGCGUGCUCUCCCUCCAGAAGUUCUGGCAGCACCGCAUCAAGGACUAUCACAGUUACAUGCUGCAGAUUAGUAAGCAGCUCUCUGAAGAGUAUGAAAGGAUUGUCAAUCCUGAGAAGGCCACAGAGGACACUAAACCUGUAAAGAUCAAGGAGGAACCUGUGAGCGACAUCACCUUCCCUGUCAGUGAGGAACUGGAGGCUGACCUUGCUUCUGGAGACCAGUCACUGCCCAUGGGAGUCCUUGGGGCUCAGAGUGAACGCUUCCCAUCUAACCUGGAGGUCGAGGCUUCACCACAGGCUUCAAGUACAGAAGUAAAUGCUUCACUUCUUUGGAACUUGGCCCACGUGAAAAUGGAGCCGCAAGAGAGUGAAGAAGGCAACGUCUCUGGGCAUGGCGUGCUGGGCAGCGAUGUGUUCGAGGAGCCCAUGUCAGGCAUGAGUGAAGCUGGGAUCCCCCAGAGCCCUGAUGACUCAGACAGCAGCUAUGGCUCUCACUCCACUGACAGCCUCAUGGGGUCCUCCCCUGUUUUCAACCAGCGCUGUAAAAAGAGGAUGAGGAAAAUAUAAGGCAGAGAGGGAGAGUUUCUCUCCAGACCUACAAGACCCAACAGAAAACCUUGAUGUAUUCUAAUUUGUUUCCAUAAACAGUGAUUUGACUUUUAUUCUUAAACACAGUGGAUUUUCCCGAUAUCAGUGGAACUGGAUUUAGCCAAAUAAGUCUGCUUUUUCCUUUUGCAUCCAGUUUUUGUAGUUUUCCACAACAACCAAGCUACCUUUCACAGACAUCAUGCCACUGGGAUGGUAAUCCAGAGACCAAAGCACUGUCCUUGACAUCUACUGUGUGACUAGACAAGUGACUUAGCUUCUCUAGAGCUGUUUCUCUUGCACAACUGAGAAGAAUCAUACUGCUUUGACCUACCUUGCAGAGAUAUUGUGAAGAUGGAGAUGUUGUUAAGCCUCAAAGCUGUGCUUGAAUAGACUCACAAGUAAAUAUAUGCU
This is a messenger RNA of Lipotes vexillifer (Yangtze River dolphin), 2032 nucleotides long. RefSeq names its product SPT7 like, STAGA complex subunit gamma (gene SUPT7L). Gene Ontology annotation, cellular component: SAGA complex. NCBI's taxonomy places the organism in Eukaryota, Metazoa, Chordata, Mammalia, Artiodactyla, Lipotidae. The record is from RefSeq and is a predicted model, not a curated record. The transcript has 6 exons. Gene Ontology annotation, molecular function: protein heterodimerization activity; transcription coactivator activity. The coding region runs from base 356 to 1600 and encodes 414 amino acids.